CCAGCCCACAAGGCUCCCUUUCCUUUUAGAUCCAUUCAAAAAUUACUCAUUGCAAAUUCCCGGACUGCUCGAGAGGCGAAGGAAGGGCUGGAGGAGAAAGGACUGCUGCGGGCGGCGCCGGGGGCUCCGGGGCCCGGCCGGAGGAGGCGGGUGGCGGCGGAUCGCGCGGAAGCGGCCAGCGGGCGCCGGGCUCGGGUGGCCUCACCAGGAAGCGGCGGAGUCCGGACGCGGGAGGCUCGGGGCGCCCGCCGCCCCCACCGAGACCCGCGCCGCGCUGCGCCCCUGGCCCUGGGCGAUGGCCGGGCUGUGAGCCGCGGACGGACGGCCGGCGCAGCCCCUCGGCAUGGCCGCGCGCGAGGAGCUGUACAGCAAAGUCACCCCGCGGAGGAGCCGCCAGCAGCGCCCCGGCACCAUCAAGCAUGGCUCGGCGCUGGACGUGCUGCUCUCCAUGGGGUUCCCCAGGGCCCGCGCGCAAAAGGCCUUGGCAUCCACCGGAGGAAGAAGCGUUCAGGCAGCAUGUGACUGGUUGGUUGUUCUCCCACGUGGGGGACCCCUUCCUGGAUGACCCCCUGCCCCGGGAGUAUGUCCUCUACCUCCGCCCCACCGGACCCUUAGCACAGAAGCUCUCCGACUUCUGGCAGCAGUCGAAGCAGAUCUGCGGGAAGAACAAGGCUCACAACAUCUUCCCCCACAUCACCCUCUGCCAGUUCUUCAUGUGUGAGGACAGCAAGGUGGACGCCCUGGGGGAGGCCCUGCAGACCACUGUCAGCCGCUGGAAGUGCAAGUUCUCGGCGCCCCUGCCCCUGGAGCUCUACACCUCCUCCAACUUCAUCGGCCUCUUCGUGAAGGAGGACAGCGCAGAGGUCCUCAAGAAGUUCGCCGCGGACUUCGCUGCUGAGGCCGCAUCCAAAACCGAAGUACAUGUGGAACCUCAUAAGAAGCAGCUGCACGUUACUCUGGCUUAUCACUUCCAAGCCAGCCACCUACCCACCCUGGAGAAACUAGCCCAGAACAUCGAUGUCAAACUAGGGUGCGACUGGGUGGCCACCAUAUUCUCUCGGGAUAUCCGAUUUGCUAACCAUGAGACAUUACAGGUCAUCUACCCCUACACCCCACAGAACGACGAUGAGCUGGAGCUGGUCCCGGGGGACUUCAUCUUCAUGUCUCCCAUGGAGCAGACCAGCACCAGCGAGGGCUGGAUCUACGGCACCUCCCUGACCACCGGCUGUUCUGGACUCCUGCCCGAGAACUACAUCACCAAGGCUGACGAGUGCAGCACCUGGAUCUUUCACGGUUCUUACUCCAUCUUAAAUACGGCAUCGUCCACCUCGCUUACAUUUGGUGAUGGCGUAUUAGAGAGGCGGCACUAUGAGGACCAGGGACUCGGAGAGACGUCGCCUCUCACUAUCAUCUGCCAGCCCAUGCAGCCUCUGAGAGUCAACAGCCAGCCUGGCCCUCAGAAGCGGUGCCUCUUUGUGUGCCGGCACGGAGAGAGGAUGGAUGUUGUUUUUGGGAAGUACUGGCUGUCUCAGUGCUUUGAUGCCAAAGGCCGCUACAUACGCACCAACCUGAACAUGCCUCACAGCUUACCUCAGCGGAGUGGUGGCUUCCGGGAUUAUGAGAAAGAUGCUCCCAUCACGGUGUUUGGGUGCAUGCAAGCAAGACUAGUGGGUGAAGCCUUAUUAGAAAGUAACACCAUCAUCGAUCACGUCUAUUGCUCCCCAUCCCUACGCUGCGUUCAGACUGCACACAAUAUCUUGAAAGGUUUACAACAAGAGAACCACUUAAAGAUUCGUGUGGAGCCUGGUUUAUUUGAGUGGACAAAGUGGGUUGCUGGGAACACGUUACCUGCAUGGAUACCUCCAUCAGAGUUAGCUGCAGCCAACCUGAGUGUUGAUACAACCUACAGACCUCACAUUCCAGUCAGCAAAUUAGUGGUUUCCGAAUCCUAUGAUACUUACAUCAGUAGAAGUUUCCAAGUAACAAAAGAGAUAAUAAGUGAAUGUAAAGGUAAAGGAAAUAACAUUCUCAUUGUGGCCCAUGCAUCUUCCCUGGAAGCAUGUACCUGCCAGCUUCAGGGCCUGUCACCUCAGAACUCCAAGGACUUCGUGCAAAUGGUCCGAAAGAUCCCAUACCUGGGCUUUUGUUCCUGUGAAGAAUUAGGAGAAACUGGAAUAUGGCAGCUGACAGACCCACCCAUCCUUCCUCUUACCCAUGGACCCACUGGGGGCUUCAACUGGAGAGAAACAUUGCUGCAAGAGUAAGCCCACAAGGGCUGAGAGAAUAAGACGUUUUGGAGAAGAAUCUUUUGGGUGUCCAGUAACAGUGGAAAACUCUGCACUGCAUUCUAAGUGGACAGCUCAAAUUUAACACACUUCCUUUCACGCUUAAGGUUCUUAUGGCGAGACUGCGUAAAUGAGCAAAAGACACAAUUCAGAGGGAGAAAAAUCCAUCCUCUUGGGACUGGACUCUUGCCUAGCUAACAGGGCUUUGGAGAAUUGUUUUCCUGAACCUGCGCCCGCUACAGCAGAGGCCCAUCCUCAUCCUCAUUCGGGCUAUGCAUGGCUAAGGAGCUUCACUUCUCCCCACCAGAGCAGCCAGCCCCUCUCAGGAGGGCUAUAGGAAGGAGUGUGUCCAGAAUCUAGUCUGGGAAUGGGACAUGCUUUUGAACUCCAUUUUCAAUUUAGUCCAAACCAAGCUGAGAAAUCCUGCUAAGGUUACUAGAAAACAUGGCCCCCAGAGAGUUGUCCUUAGCCUACACCUCAAAUUGUAUCCUCAGUGGACUCCAUACGUUAGCAUUGCUGACUCCCAGACACCCGCUUAAGGAGUCUAACGUUUGCCCUGGUACUUUCUCAUUUUCUCCUGGUGGGGAGGUGGGGUGCCUUCCUGCUUCUACCUGUGAAAUGGGGAGAGAAAGCACAUCUGCUCUCCAAAACACUUUUAGAUCCUCCAGAGGAAGAUAAGAUAAAUGUGAGACAUAUUCAAGGUAGAUGCAGAGAACUUGCAAAAUACAAAGUAUGUUGGAAUUACCUGUGUUGCAGCCUAAUGAGCCGCAGCACUUCUGAGUCACCAAGAUUUGCUUGUCUUUGCCCCUAGACCUUGACAGUGUUAGUUAAGGAGGCUGACAUUUUGAAAGGAUGUAUGUUGACUACAUUAUUUGGAUCAGCAAGAACCUCAUUCUGUGCAGUGUGCACAUCUUGACAAACCAUAGCAAGGGCCAGGUUGUGGUGUUCUCCCAGUACAUGCCAACCAAACAGAAGGUCCAGAGAUGCACCAGUUGUACCAGGGAUGUAUAACGAAGUCAGGGAACUAAUUUAACGGAUGACAGUCAUGGCUGCACUGCUCCUUGUGCUGUCCUCUUUCUGUUUGUCUUUCUAUGAUAAUUUAAAAAUCUGUAGGAGGUAGCGCUGUUUGAAGAAAGCUGGAGAGUCACAUCCUGGUUUCUCCUUACAGCUACUUCCUGUAUUUAGAAGGAGCUUAUUUAAAAGAAAAAUAAAUGACAAUCAAACCAAAACAUCAGUUAUCAACGUCUAUUUAAUUGUGUGAGUAGCUAACUGUUAGAGCCACAGACAGUGUUCUGGUAUGAUAUAAUUCACCAAAUAGAAUGUGUGUGCAAAGUAAAAUCCCGAUCAUUUAAAGGGAAUAUUAGUGUUAGACAAAUCUAUAUGUGCUGUAGGAACAUUGAUUAAGUUUUAAGCCCCAGAAAUAUGGUUUAUAAAAGCAAAUCCAUGCUUGUAUUUGAAAUUGAAAUUUGAAAUUGAAAUUUGAUGGCCACUGGGAAAAAGAGGAAGUGAAAGACGAUUUGCUAUCUAUGUUAGCAAAAGGAUUAGGAUUGUAUUUUUUAAAGACACCUAGAGAAAUAUGUUAUAAAAUUUCCAUUUUAAGGAACAAAUUGUGGUUUCUCCCAGCAAUGCAGAAAUAUUGCUCCACCUUCUGGCCAUAAAAAUAACCCUGUGCUGACAUGUUUAUAUGUUUUAACCUUAAAAUUUCUGGCAGAGAAAUACUCCCGCUAAAGUCCUUAGAACUCUCAUUUCAGCUAACUUCAUGAAGUUAAUGUCCCUGCCACCCAUUCUUCUGGUAUUUGUAAAGAAGUGGAUCCACUGUUUAAUCAUGUCUAUAAUGUUUAUAGACUCACCACAAAUUCUAACGGGCUUUGACUGCUCAGAACAAUACUUGAACGCUUCGCAUCAGAUUUCCUUGAAACCGUAGGAGGAGUUCUGCACAGUGUCUGUACUUUUAUAAAAUACAGUUGAGAAUAUGUUACCCUCUCCAUCUCUCUUCAGGAUGUCCUAUGUAUCAGUUUGACUGACUGGGCUUCGUUCCAUCGUCCUUACUCCAGUAUCAGUAUAGCCUUAGCCAACUGUCUACACGAGCCAAAGGAAGUACGGAUCUAAAACAAUUUUCUGAAUAAUUUAGGUGGAAAUUUCUGAGUACAAGGAAGAUUUUAUUCCUCUGCUGUAACUAACUAGAUUGCUUAUCAAAACGGCUGAGUGAUCAGAAUUCACAUUAAAAUCUUAUUUCACACUUACCUACUUAAAAAAUUGAAGUUGGACUCCAACCAAGAAAUAAAUCAUGUUGAAUCUAUGUGUAACGAAAGACAACUAUAUUACCAAAUUUCAAAUUCGUACAAAAACUCUAGGUUGACAUUACAACCUGAAGUUGAGGCUCAUUCUUUCUGACCUGAGACUGAUACUUAUGAAAACCUGUGAUCUGUGGAGGAAGGAUAGCAAAGAUAGGGAGAAAGGAAUUGCCAGAAAAGAAGAAUCAAAUGAUUUCUUGUGCAAAGGAUUGUUGUUUAAAUUAGAAAGCUAUCAGAAAUAAACCAGUGGAAAUGAAAUUAGCUAAAGGGCUUAAUCUAAGAUUGCAAAUGUCAAACAGGUUGCUCUUGUGCAAGUAUGCCACUUGCAUGUGCUAAGGCCCUGGUACUAUUCAUAGGGAGAACUUUGUUUCUGUGGUUUUAAAAUGCCACACCGAUUCCUUAUGGACCAGCAUAAUUGGCACAUUUUAACGCAUAAGCUGAGGGUUUCAUUUUCCCGGGUUUCUUCCCCAUCACUUUGCGGGCACCUGGAGCCUCCCUGAUAGGAGUUGAGAUGACAGUGUUUCCCACUACAUUUAGAUUCAGAGAAUCUGAAUGGCUGAUUAAAUGGCCAUCUGAUGGCUGAGAAAGGGGGAUAUUUUUCACCCUGUAGUGAAAGGCUUGGAGGAGUUUCUACUUUUUAUUUUAAUUAUACUUUAACCAAAGAAUUAUUUUAAAGUAAUCUUAUAUUUGAAAGAUGAUUUUGCAAAAAAAAAAAAAAAAAUUUAAAAUGCCUUCUGGAAUAUCAAUUUGAUAAUUCAUUGUUGAUCAUUUGCUUGUCAGCAGUGUCUGGGACACAUAUAGACUGUCCUCCUAUUUGUGUGUAGCAUUGCCAUAGAUGUUUCUUUUCCACUCAACUGGCUGUAUUCGUAUUAAAAUGAAGUCUCUUAUUUCAAUUACCUAGUGUCAUUGAGAACGAAUUGAACAGCAAGAGGAGAAGUUCCUAUCGCUUUGCCUUUGUAGAAAAGCUUCCCUAUGCGGUAACCUAGGCACCCCUCACACCAGUGUUUAAAUCUAAAAGCGGUGAUGAAUUGCUCUUUUGAAUUUACUCUGAGUCGUGCAUGUGUUAGAAUACAGAUGAACCUCCGUUUAAUUUUCACAGGCUUCGGCAGUCAACCGCACCAGAUCGACACCACAAAGUUAGAUGAUGAGGCUCUGGGGUGAUUUGCAUUUAAAUUAUAAUCCAGCUUGCAUGUGAGAAGCAAAAGGCUGGUCUGAGGAGCCUGCCUUGCGGGGGCGGGGGGGGGGGCCGGGCGGGCGGAUUGAGACUGGUGGAGGAGGGUGAGGGACAGAGGAGGAAAGAGCGAUUUAACAUCAAUUUGGGUUAACGUUGACUUUACAAAGGUGACAGGAGUGUUUUGUUAGGCAAUGGCAGAUGCUUUUCAUUUUUUAAACACGGGAUUAAAAUUGGAUUUGCUUCUCUUUAACACUUCAACGUAUUGAAUUUUCCUAGCAAAGUGACUAGGUAUCAUGAAAAUUUAAAGAAAGGGGAGAAAAAGAUUGCCUCUAAGCGCAGAGGAACUAACUUGAUCUUUAAAUAUGUGUAAUAUUAGUUUUGGUGUAUGUAGGCUUACAGCUGUAGUGAUGAGUAGUCAAAUUUAAUAUACAAUCAGUUCUUACAAAUAUUGUACCCAGUAUUACUUAGCUGCCAUAACUCACAAAGAAAUCAGAAUUCUGCAGCUGUUCAGCUAUUCAUGGACUCUAUACAGAAUACAUAUGUAUAAAGAAAAAUGUGUAGUAGUUCUUUUGUUGAUUGCCAGUAAGACAGGAACACCACCCCAAAGCUUUUUGGUUAUGCAUAGAUCAUUCUAAACCUGCUAUGUGGGGGAGGCAUAUGGUUUCUCAUAUAUCGGAUUCUUGUAUUAAUUUUUUCUAUGUGAUUCCAGUGUAUUUAUUUGAAAAAAUAGUUUGUAUUCACAAAAAAAGAAAACCACACCUAUCUGUAUUGUUAGAUUCCUUGUACAUUCCCUGUGCCAUUUGUGCUUUCCUGGCAGAGCCUGCCCCUGCUGAUACAGCUAUGGCACUGUUGUAACCAGCCUGGUCCGUCCCAGGCCCAUCACCACUGAAAUGGUUCAUAGAGAUUUAAUAAACAGAAACUGCGUCCUCAGUUGCUCCAGAGCAAUCGCAUAUUAAA
Molecule: messenger RNA, 6710 nt
Organism: Chinchilla lanigera (long-tailed chinchilla)
Lineage: Eukaryota; Metazoa; Chordata; Mammalia; Rodentia; Chinchillidae
Gene: Ubash3b
Product: ubiquitin associated and SH3 domain containing B
Exons: 14
Coding region: 420-2264 (614 amino acids)
Biological process (GO): regulation of osteoclast differentiation; negative regulation of protein kinase activity; platelet aggregation
Cellular component (GO): cytoplasm
Molecular function (GO): protein binding; protein tyrosine phosphatase activity
Source: RefSeq, a predicted model, not a curated record